Agelaius phoeniceus (red-winged blackbird) is the source of this 4533-nucleotide messenger RNA. It is a transcript of the gene DDX42, whose product is annotated as DEAD-box helicase 42. Gene Ontology annotation, molecular function: ATP binding; nucleic acid binding; RNA helicase activity. Lineage: Eukaryota; Metazoa; Chordata; Aves; Passeriformes; Icteridae. The record is from RefSeq and is a predicted model, not a curated record.
GCCGCGCGUCACUCACGCACGGUGCGUGGGCACGUCCGUGCGUCCGUCCCCACCCCCCGCCCCGGUAACCGGGGAAGUGGCGGCGGCGGCGGCUGCGGUCAUCAUGAAUUGGAAUAAAGGUGGACCUGGUACCAAGAGAGGCUUUGGGUUUGGUGGCUUUGCCAUCACACCUGGCAAGAAGGAGGAGCCCAAGCUGUCUCAGCAGUCCCACAGUGCUUUUGGCACCGCCGGCUCCUCGGCAGCAUUUGCGAAAUCGGGGCCUCCUCAGCUGCCUUCCUUCUACAAAAUUGGGUCAAAGAGAGCCAAUUUUGAUGAGGAGAAUGCGUACUUUGAGGAUGAAGAGGAGGAUUCCAGCAAUGUGGAAUUGCCCUACAUUCCUGCAGAGAAUUCCCCCACUCGGCAGCAGUUCCAUUCCAAAUCAGCAGACUCUGACAGCGAUGAUGAUCCUCUGGAGGCAUUCAUGGCUGAAGUGGAGGAUCAAGCUGCUCGAGACAUGAAGAGACUUGAAGAUAAAGACAAGGAAAAAAAGAACGUUAAGGGUAUUCGAGAUGACAUUGAAGAGGAAGAUGACCAAGAAGCGUAUUUUCGCUACAUGGCAGAGAACCCCACUGCUGGUGUGGUGCAGGAGGAGGAGGAGGAUAACCUGGAGUAUGACAGCGAUGGGAAUCCGAUUGCACCCUCCAAAAAAAUCAUUGAUCCCCUUCCACCUAUUGACCAUUCAGAGAUUGAAUACCCACCAUUUGAGAAAAAUUUCUAUGAUGAGCAUGAGGAGAUCACCAGCCUGACCCCGCAGCAGGUGGUGGAGCUACGGCACAAGCUCAAUCUCCGGGUCUCCGGGGCUGCUCCUCCAAGGCCUGGCAGUAGUUUUGCUCAUUUUGGGUUUGAUGAGCAACUUAUGCAUCAGAUUAGGAAAUCUGAGUAUACCCAACCCACUCCAAUACAGUGUCAGGGUGUCCCAGUGGCACUAAGUGGCAGAGACAUGAUUGGGAUAGCCAAGACUGGAAGUGGGAAAACAGCUGCUUUCAUCUGGCCAAUGCUGAUCCACAUCAUGGAUCAGAAGGAGCUGGAACCAGGGGAUGGUCCCAUUGCAGUGAUUGUCUGCCCAACCAGGGAGCUCUGCCAGCAGAUCCACUCGGAGUGCAAGCGCUUUGGCAAGGCCUACAACCUGCGCUCGGUGGCCGUGUACGGAGGAGGGAGCAUGUGGGAGCAAGCCAAGGCCCUGCAGGAGGGGGCAGAGAUUGUGGUCUGCACACCAGGUCGUUUGAUUGAUCAUGUGAAAAAGAAAGCUACAAACCUGCAGAGAGUCACUUACCUUGUGUUUGAUGAAGCUGACAGAAUGUUUGAUAUGGGGUUUGAAUACCAGGUCAGAUCAAUCGCGAGCCACGUACGUCCUGACAGACAGACCCUCUUGUUCAGUGCCACGUUCCGUAAGAAGAUUGAGAAAUUGGCUCGGGAUAUCCUGAUCGACCCAAUUCGGGUUGUGCAAGGAGACAUUGGAGAGGCAAAUGAAGAUGUCACUCAGAUUGUGGAGAUUUUCCCCUCUGGGCCCAGCAAGUGGAACUGGCUGACGCGGCGCCUGGUGGAGUUCACGUCCUCGGGGAGCGUCCUCCUCUUCGUCACCAAGAAAGCCAACGCAGAGGAGCUGGCCAAUAACCUCAAGCAGGAGGAUCAUAACCUGGGGCUGCUGCAUGGGGACAUGGACCAGAGCGAGAGGAAUAAAGUCAUUUCGGAAUUUAAGAAAAAGGGGAUCCCCAUCCUGGUAGCUACUGAUGUGGCAGCUCGAGGCUUGGACAUCCCUUCCAUCAAGACUGUCAUCAACUACGACGUGGCUCGGGACAUCGACACCCACACGCACCGGAUCGGCCGCACCGGCCGCGCGGGGGAGAAGGGGGUGGCCUACACCCUGCUGACCCCCAAGGACAGCAACUUCGCUGGUGACCUGGUCAGGAACCUGGAGGGUGCCAACCAGCACGUCUCCAAAGAGCUGCUGGACUUGGCAAUGCAGAACCCGUGGUUCCGGAAAUCCCGGUUUAAAGGAGGGAAGGGCAAGAAGCUGAAUAUUGGUGGUGGUGGCCUGGGGUACCGUGAGCGCCCCGGGCUGGGCUCAGAAAAUACUGACCGUGGAAACAACAACAGUGUGAUGAGCAACUAUGAGGCCUACAAGCCAUCCACAGGGGCCAUGGGGGACAGGCUGACAGCAAUGAAAGCGGCUUUCCAGUCCCAGUACAAGAGUCACUUUGUUGCUGCAAGUUUAAAUAACCAAAAGACUGGGAGCUCUGCCGCUGGCGCCAGCGGCUGGACCAGCGCCGGGAGCCUGAACUCCGUCCCGACGAGUUCAGCGCAGCAGAACGCUGCCAAUCCCGAGGGCCCCAUCGCAGCCACGGCAGCGGCGAAGGGAGUGCCGGGCUUCAGCAGCACGGGCAGCCUGAGCAGCGUGCCCCCCUUCCCGAGCGCCGGGGCACAGGGCUUCAACAGCACAAACACCAGCGCCAGCAGCCGGGAGGGCGGCGGCAUCGUCAGAGAACGCUACAACGACAGCCGGAACAGUCGGCACGGCGAGGCCCCGCGGCGCACAGAGGGCGGCGCUGGUGGCCGAGGGGAGGGCGGUGCUGGCCGGGGGGAGGGCGCUGGUGGCCGAGGGGAUGGCGGUGGUGGCCGAGGGGAUGGCGGUGGUGGCCGAGGGGAGGGCGCUGGUGGCCGCUUUAACGAGGGCCAGCGCUUCAACGAUGGUCAGCGUUUCAAUGAUGGCCAGCGCUUCAAUGAGGGCCAGCGCUUCAAUGAGGGCCAGCGCUUCAAUGAGGGCCAGCGCUUUAACGAUGGUCAGCGUUUCACCGAAGGCCAGCGCUUCAAUGAUGGCCAACGCUUCAAUGAUGGCCAGCGCUUCAACGAUGGCCAGCGCUUCACCGAAGGCCAGCGUUUCAAUGAUGGCCAACGUUUCAACGAUGGCCAACGCUUCAGUGAUGGUCAGCGCUUUAACGAGGGCCAGCGCUUCAAUGAUGGUCAGCGCUUUAAUGAGGGCCAGCGCUUCAACGAUGGCCAACGCUUUAACGAGGGCCAGCGCUUCAACGAUGGUCAGCGUUUCACUGAGGGCCAGCGCUACGAUGGCCAGCGUUACACCGAGGGCCAGCGCUACGGCGAUGGCCAGCGCCACGGCGAAGGCGGCGGCCGGCACGGCGACCCCUCCCGGCACAGCGACGGCCGCCACGGCGAUGUCCAUCGCCACGGCGAGGGCCGGCACUUCAGCGACUCGCCGGGCGGCAACCGCAACAGCGGUGACAGCAGGAACAGCGAGAGCAGGAACGGAGAGAACAGGAAGGAGGCCAACAGCCGAGACAACAAGACAGAUGGCUUUGCUGUCCCAGAGCCCCCAAAACGGAAGAAGAGCCGGUGGGACAGUUAAAAGCUGGGGGUUCACAGCCUGGAAUCUCUGCAGGUGGUGGUGUCGUUUUCCAGAGGAUUACUUGGGGUUGUUGGGAACUGGUUGUUGAGCAGCUGGGGCAGGAGAAGGGAACCAUGAGAGCCCCCAUGCGAGUUCAUCUGCGGACAGACUCACCCGAAUGAAGUGCACACAACUCUUAGUGAAAGAAAUCAUUUUGAUAAAGCUCCCUGGGUUCUGCUUUGAAACAUUCAGUGCUCGAGUGACUCUGCUGGAUUUAAACAGAUCUUCUUGACAAAAAGAAGCUGUUCCACAUCCUUGGAACAUUAAGAGACUGUUGUCCAUAGAAGUAUAAAUUAGUCUUUUCUUAACCAGCGUUCACAUUUACAAACCAGUCCAGUCCACCUAGAGAUGCUCAGGACCUGCCUGUUAGACAUUAAUCUUGCAGCAGUUUGGUCAGUAUGGUGAGUUCUUCCUCCAUCUCCUUAUCACAUAUUCUCCCCAAAUAAUUUGGCCUCCAGGUUACCCUUUACCACUCUCCCCAUCCACUAAGAAUGUAUCAAUUUGCUUUGCUAAGGUGGGGCAGAGCAAGUUGGUUCCGUUUUUUUUUUUUUUGUUUUGUUUUUUAUUUUGGUGUGUGUGGAGCUGUUCGAGGGAUCCUUCUCCAUCCCAGCAAACCACAAAUUCACCUGUAGUGCAGGUUGGACUCCCUGGCUUAUUUGUGGUCAGUACUUUAACUCCAAUCCCAUUGCCCAGAUAUUUUUUUUCUUUUGAAGAACCUUCUGUUUUCUAAUAUCCUUCAUUCUGGUGGAAGCCUGCAUAGCAAACCCGUGUCUCUGCUGUGCCUAUGCACCCUCUGUUCUGAGAGGGUUGAGUGCUUUCUUCAAAUUAAAAACAAAAAAGGGAAGACAAUGUAGAUAGACCACAACAAUCAGAGGCUGGAGCCCCCCAGGAAGUGUGGCUAAAGGAAGAAGAUUCAUAAAUUCAGGGAUCUCUUGCUCAGAAGCCUUUAGGGAGAACUCAGAAAACAAUUAAUGAAAAGAAACAGCUCAAAUCUGGCCUUGUUUUGGACACAUGUAGUAAAUCUGUAAAAUCUUGCUUGCCCAUUUUUAACUCAUUGUGUGUAUUCCCAUUUUUUAACUUCUUUUUUUUUUUUU